Drosophila navojoa is the source of this 1985-nucleotide messenger RNA. It is a transcript of the gene mre11, whose product is annotated as double strand break repair nuclease mre11. NCBI's taxonomy places the organism in Eukaryota, Metazoa, Arthropoda, Insecta, Diptera, Drosophilidae. Gene Ontology annotation, biological process: meiotic DNA double-strand break formation; double-strand break repair via nonhomologous end joining; mitochondrial double-strand break repair via homologous recombination. The record is from RefSeq and is a predicted model, not a curated record. Gene Ontology annotation, cellular component: Mre11 complex; nucleus; site of double-strand break. Gene Ontology annotation, molecular function: 3'-5'-DNA exonuclease activity; manganese ion binding; single-stranded DNA endonuclease activity.
AAUCGCGGCACGUCCCGCGCUUGAGUUGUGAAAUUCCUUUUUGGAAAGUAAAUUUGUUAUAAUAAACUGAAUUAAAUAUGGCAGAGACAGAUGCAGCUGAAAAAGAUGUAGAUAAUAUUAUCCGUGUAUUAGUAGCCACGGACAAUCACUUGGGCUACGCUGAGAAAGACGCAGUGCGCGGCGAAGAUAGCUUCACAGCAUUUGAGGAAAUAUUGGAACUGGCAGUGUCCGAGGAUGUGGAUAUGAUAUUGCUUGGAGGUGACUUAUUCCAUGACUCAGUGCCCAGCCAGAAUGCUAUGUACAAAUGCAUUGAAUUGCUGAGACGUUAUACAUUUGGCGACAAGCCCGUACCUCUCGAAAUACUCAGUGAUCAGUCACAAUGUUUUUACAAUGCUGUCAAUCAGUCGGUAAACUACGAGGAUCCCAAUUUAAAUAUUUCCAUACCAGUAUUUUCCAUACACGGUAAUCACGACGAUCCAAGUGGUUUUGGCCGUUUGAGCUCCUUAGAUUUGCUUAGCACAACGGGUCUGAUUAACUACUUUGGUCGCUGGACUGACCUUACAAAAGUAGAAAUAAGCCCCAUCUUGAUCCGUAAGGGAGAAACCAAGUUGGCACUGUAUGGAUUGAGCCACAUUCACGAUGCACGCCUAGUGCGUAUCUUUAAGGACUUUAAAGUGACUAUUAAUUGUCCAAAUGAAUCUGAGGAAGAUUGGUUCCAUUUAAUGGUUGUACAUCAGAAUCGCGCAGAUCGCGGCCCGAAGAACUAUCUGCCUGAAGAGUUAUUGCCAGCUUUUCUGAAUUUGAUAAUUUGGGGUCAUGAGCACGAUUGUCGCAUUGAGCCGGAAGUAAACGCUUUACGCGAUUUUUACGUUUCCCAACCAGGCUCGUCAGUGGCCACUUCGCUGGCCAAAGGUGAAUCCCUAAAAAAGCACGUGGGUCUGCUGGAGAUUUACAAAACGAAGUUUAAUCUAAAGCCACUGCCGCUGCAAACUGUGCGUCCAUUCAUCUUUGAAUCAAUUGAUCUAGAGGACUAUGUGGACAAGCUGAACCUAAAGCAGGGCGAUGCGUCCACAAAGGUGUAUAACUUUGCCAUUAAGCGUGUAGAAGACAUGAUUGAGCAAGCCAAAACUCUGCUCACGGGUCAUCCAAAGCAGCCGACGAUUCCUCUGAUACGUCUCCGUCUCCGCUAUACUGAUGAGACUUACAUGUUCAAUACCAUUCGCUUCGGUCAAAUUUUUGGCACUCGUGUGGCUAAUGGGGCAGAUGUUGUCAAGUUUGAAAAGCUAAUCAAGAGAACGAAAAGUGAUAAGGUUAAUAUAGAUAAAGAUGCUAUGCAGCGUGUUAUGGAAGUGGAGAACACGGCACGCGUGGAAGAGCUAGUUGAUCGGUACUUCGAAGAAGUCAAAGACAAAAAUCCGCUCAAGCUUCUACACUCCAAGGCACUGGCGGAGGUUACCUACCGCAUGGUCGAGCGCUCCGACAACAAUGCCGCAGACCAAAUUUUCAAAUUUUACAAUGAAAAGGCUGUUGAGCAUUUAAUGGACACGCUGCCUGCCAUUGAGAAUAUAAAUGAUGAAAUUGAGAAUUUUAGGCAGCGCUACAAAGCCGAUGAUCUGCUUAAAAUGCUGGAUGACUUUGGCGUUAAGACAGAGCCUAAGAGCUCACUUGCCAACAUUAAGAUAAGCAAUGAAUCAGAUCUGUCUGAGGCGCAAACAACAUCAAGUGCCAGAGCUACCGGCCGCGGAGCCAGUCGAGGGGCUGGAACUCGUGGGCGAGGAGGCGCAGCGUCAACUCGAGCUAAAGCUAAGUUAGAUGUGUCUGUCAACACUAAAAACUCAUCAAGCGCUGCUCAAGGACUUUUGGAAUCCUCUAAUAGGGGACGAAGAGCAAAGGCAACAGUAACCUACGUUGUCUCUGACGAUUCCGACUAAAAUAUAUAUGACAGUAUCUAACAUUACAAAUGCAAAUAUUUUUCGAAGUUGUCU